This is a messenger RNA of Haliotis rubra (blacklip abalone), 6253 nucleotides long. Its product is annotated as sperm flagellar protein 2-like. The record is from RefSeq and is a predicted model, not a curated record. NCBI's taxonomy places the organism in Eukaryota, Metazoa, Mollusca, Gastropoda, Lepetellida, Haliotidae. Gene Ontology annotation, molecular function: protein binding.
AAAACACCUGCUCAUGGCGGAGUCCAAGCCAAAGUAGAAAUAUUAUUGUGGACAGGGUGUUGGGGUGCGGUCAAACUGAAAUAUCAAAAUGACCGAUAUUUUAGUUAACUGGCUCAAUGAAGAGCUUGCUAUAUCCACACCCGUCGAUCAAAAAGGAUUUUCAAGACAGUUUGCUUCAGGGUAUUUGAUUGGUGAAGUUCUGAAUAAGUAUCAACUUCAAGAUGAUUUUGACCAGUUUUCUCAGAGCAAGACGGCUGAUUCGAAGCUCAAUAACUUCACUCGGAUUGAACCCGUCUUGCAUCUGCUUGGCAUCCCAUUUGACACGAAUGUGGCCCGGGAUAUCAUGACAGAACGUCAUAGCGUGGCAACACGAGUCAUGUACCAGCUCUACAUAGCAUUGAAUAAUAAAAAGAAAGCCAAUUUGACAGGUGUUGCCAUGGAAACCAUGAGACCAGCAGCUCCAGCCAAACUAAAUGCUGUUGAGACCGAAAUAUACAAACAGCGUCUCAAACAUGCAACCCCUCGGCAAACUGACUUGAACCUUGAGGCACUGGUAAGUCGCUUCCAUGAAAAGCAGAUUGAGAUGGAACAGACUGCAUUCAAAGAACGUUUUAUGGAACAGGAACGCAUUCUGCAGGAACAGCAGCAACAGAGACAGGCACUGUUGGAGAGGUCCCGGCAGCUUAAGGCUAAACAAAGCGAGAUGGUUGCCAAAAUUCAAGCGGCUACAGUUGAGAUUCCCAAGCCACCUGCUAAUCGGACAAGUAAAGCACUACAACUGAGGAGAGAUACAAAACGGAGAAGAGAAGCUCAGGAGGCCAUGUCAUCCAUUGCCAUGUUUGAGGAGAAGAUGAAGACUAUUCUGCCCCCAUCAAAACUUGAGGACACCAGUGAGUCCUUUGAUAUGGCCUACCAAGUGAGUCGGGAAGAUGACAAGUUGCAUAUUGAACUGAUCGAGCUGAUCAAGCCAGCCUCCAAUGACGACUACAUUGGCAAGAUAAGGAAGAGGCUGCACGAGGACUCAAAUGCCCGUCAGGAGCGAGAGAAGCGACGCAGGAAAGUCCUGGUGGAUCAGAUGAUGUCGCAUGAGUCACAGGAGGAAGCACGGCGUGAGGAGAUGAUGGUGAACCGACUGAUGCGGCAGUCGCAGCAGGAGAGACGCAUCGCUGUGCAGCUGCUGCAGGCCAGGCAUGAGAAGGAGGUGAUCCGCAACAAUCGCAUCAUUCGGGAGAAGCAGUACGAGGAACGGAGACUCCGGGACUUUGAAGAUGCUCUGGAUAAAGAAGCUGAACUAGCUCGUCUGUCCAAGUUGGAGUACAUGGAACAAACCAAGAAAGACAAGGAACUCCAUGAUAAGAUUGCAGAACAGAGGGCGGCAGAUCGCUACAACAAACAUUACGAUAUGUGCUCCGAUGUCGUCAACCAGGUGGUCGACUUUGCCAGCAAGGUGGCAGAGUACAGAGAACUCACUAACGGUUUGCUACCUCCCAAGCUGAUGCGAGAAUGGACAGCUGUGUUUGUGGCGGGGCAGCCUCUGUUUGAGCCGAGUCCUGUAGUGGGAACAGAACCUACACCAGAGCAGAUCCUGGAGGAGGAGAGACAACAGCUGCUGGACGAGGGAGACUUCAUGGAGUAUAAGAACAUGAUUGGAGAAUGGCAGCCACCAGAAGGUUCAGAGAUUACAGAACCUCCAAAGGAUAAUGCAGUCCUGGGUCACAUCAUACACAGGUUGUUCAACUUGGUGCACCCACCAUCGCCGCCUCCUCCACCGCCAGAGUUCCCUCCCUUCCCAGUGCGAGCAUGUGUUCUUGGCAAAGUUUUCAGUGGCAAAACAACCUGUGUCACCAAGCUUGCAGAAGAACAUCGCCUGCAGGUGUUGAUUGUAGAUGAGCUGGUUGAUGAGGCUGUGGAGGCUCACAAGGCAGGGGAGACAAUCCAGCUACCUCCUGAGGGAGAGGCGGAGGAGAAGAUGGAUGACACCACAAAAGACCAAUCGGCUCUUGGGGACCCUGCUACAGCCAGUGCUACAUCUCUGGAUGCUGUUCCCCAGGAGAUGCCCACCCCACAGCCUGAAGGUGUUCAGUCUACCCCUUCUGGUGAUGUCGCGGCAGCAGACAAACCAACCCCUGUGGAGGAACCAACAGAAAAGCCGUCUGAGGUCCCCCUGUCAGAAUCCCAGUCUGAUAUAACAAAACCAGCUCCCAAGAGGUCGUCCAGCAGGACUAAAGAAGCUGGGCCACCAAAGCCUCAGCCAAGUGGUCGAGCCAAGCUGGGAGCCAAGGCCCUGAAGUUUUUGAAGCGGGGCAAGCCAGUAGACGAUCAGGUCAUAGUGGACGUACUGGUGGAGGUCAUCAGACGAGUACCUGAGGGGACAGGCUGGGUCAUCGAUGGCUUCCCCCAGACCUACAACCAGGCCAAGAUGCUGGAGAAGGCCCUCAGUGGCUUUGAUGCUGCAGCCAGGGAGCAGAAAGAGAAGCCCAAGGACAAGCCAAAAGCGCGCAAGUCCAGCCUUGUGCCUGACCCCCGCCCAGCCCCACCCCCUCCUGAGCCAGCCAGUGGGAUUGAUGUGGUCAUCCAUUUUGAGCUGUCAGAUGACCUGUGUAUGAAGAGAGCGGCUGGACGAUUUUAUGCUGUUCAGGCUGACAAGCAGUACCACCAGGAAUUCAACCCACCACCAGAAGGCAGUGCUACAGGGAUCGGCAAGGAGGAGAAGGUCAUCCCAAUAGAGGACGCUGCACAUGACCAGGAACAGAUACAGCAGCGGAUCACAGGCUACCAUGACUCAUGGCCCAAGUUAGAGAAGUGGUUCACGCGGUUCGGCACCCUGAAGAAGGUUGAUGCAACCGAAGGUCUGGAGACCGUGUUCCUGGAGGUGGAGAAGAUACUCGAGGAUACUGUCAGCAAGAUUCAAGGUAAAGAUCAAGAGAGUUCUGCUCCCAUUGAGACGGAGACUCCGGUUGUGGAAGAGAAGCCCCCAGAGCCAGUACCAGAGCCUGUGCCAGAACCACCUAAGGAACAGCCUGUAGUGGAAGCCAAGGGCUCCAGAUCUAGUUCCAAAGGCAGCAGAUCAGGUUCAGGUAAGAAGUCCGGUUCCAGAGCUUCCUCCAAGGACAAGGACAAGAGGGAGAAGAGUGCAUCACCCAAACGAAGUCCCAGUCCAAAGAAAGGAGACUCUAAGAAGGGAAGCAGAGGAUCGUCACCCAAGUCUCCCAAGCGAGGUCGGUCAGGGAAGAAGGGCAAGGCCCCAGAGCCAGAGCCUGAACCAGAACCGGAGGUCCCUACAGGUCCUCCUCCACCUCUACCAGGGUCUGAGGAGUGGGAGUUUGUGGACCAGGCUGUUGAACUGGAGUUGGCUAAAGUUCUUGCUGCUCACUGGGAAACUAUUGAGAAAAGCUAUGUAACAAACAGCAAACAUGUCUUCCGUAACAUCCGUGAUGAGAGGGAGAGGAUUUACAGAUACUUCUAUCAAAUCAGGAAAGACUACCUGGCAUACCUUCGUAGACCAGACCACAAGCAAGAAUUCAUCUCACAAUGGCAAAAGGAAUAUAACGAAGUUCCCGAUGACAUGAGAGAGGACGAGGAGACACGGGCAGAGCUCCACCAGACUGUGGAUGACCUGAGAGAGAGGCUGUGGAACAUCUGUGAUGAGAGGAAGGAGCAGGCUGAGGGGGAGAGAGAGACCGUCAUGAACGACAGUUGGCUGGACGACAGACUCGGCGUUCUCAGCAACCACUACAUCACUGUCAUGCAGUCCGAGGUGGACAGAUACCAGGACACCGUGAGGAUGCUGAAGGACUACUACCGGGGCAUGGAUGGACAUAUCCCUGACGAGCUUAAUACCCAUUAUGCCAGAAUACCACUCAUAGAGAUGCCAGUUGAAAGACCAGAGACCCCAGCAGACAAAGAACAGCGGAGUGAGCCCACCCCCACACCACAGGAGGAACCACCCAAAUCUCCCAAAGACAGGACCAAAUCUCCUAGAGCCAAAUCCCCCAGGGAUAGAUCCAAGUCACCAAAGGAAAGCCGUCAGCGUACACCAUCAGGCAAAAAGCGCAGCAAGAGCCUGGAGAAAGAAAAGGAGAAGAAUGUCAUUCCAGAACCAACUCAUGCAGAUGGUGAUGGACAAAGGAAGAGGAUCCCCCUUGUUCCCCGACGCCCUGUCUCUCCGGACCCUGAUGCCAAGCCAGGCACCACCCCAGGGAAAGACAAGAAAGAUAAAAAGGGGGGUAAAAAGGGUGCAGAUGAUGGUGUGGAGAGUCCAGUUCCCCCUUCAGAUCUGGAUGAGAAACUCAUCUUUGAUGCAGCACAGAGUGGAAUAACUGCCAUCUCUCACAUUAUGUCUCUGGAGCUUGCAGCCCGUGAGGCAGAGGAAGAAGCAGAACGACAGAGGGAGCAGGAGAAGGAGAAGGAGAAGGAGAAAGAGAAGGCCAAGACUCAGGUGAAGAAGGGAGGGAAGAAGGGUGGCAAGAGUCGCAGUCCAUCCCCCAAGAAGAAACCGGAGGCUGAUGCUGCCCCUACUCCACCUCCCCAAACAGAAGAAGAGAGCGAGGAAGAGAAACAGAAGAAGUUAUUGAGAGAAAAGAUGAGGGAGGAGUACUACUUUGCUAUUGGACAGGAAGGUAUAGCGUGCCUCAAAGUUCGCUUGGAUCUCAUCAAGGUCCUUGGCAUCGCCAUUCUCCAGGACCUCAAGAGCAAGGGAGACAAUGCCUUCAAGGACAUGAAUGACUGGCUUGGAGCCAGAUACCUCAAGGAGAUGGAAAGCAUCGACCACAUGUCGGAGACAGUGAGAUACAACAUUGAGAAUAGGCAGAGAAUUAAGGCAGAACUUGUCCUUAAACAGGAAGACUUCAUGUUGGACGAUGACCAAGUUGUGCUCAGGUCACCUACACCACCACCUCAUCCACAGCCAAUUGAGCAGACAAUGACAGACCAGUUUACUGUCGACCAAUUGAUGGGACUCUUCCAACAGUUCAGAGCCACGGCGCCGACAGGGGUGAUGUCCAGUAAGUCCUUCUGUGAGACGUUUGAGAACAUUGUGGCCGUGACUCACGGAAUGGAGGAACUACCCGAUGUCUGGAUGAACGUCACGCCCAGUCAGAUCCAGGAUAUUUCCACAACCCUGGCCUCCGACACAGAGUAUGUGGACUGGCGCCGCUUCCUCAUGGCGCUGACUUCACCAGUGCCAACACCGACCCAGGCACAGCUGUUGGAGACGCUGGUCAGAUUCAAGGAGAUGGACCAGAAAGAUACAGGCUUCGUCACCAGGGAACAGUACGACAGGACUGACUUGUGGUUCAACACAGAGGAAUCUACGACAGAAGUGACCAGCUAUUGCCGUCUGUCCAACCUCAAGAAGGUCAUGUUCGACAUGUUUGCUGACCUUGACAAGACACCAGCUGUGUUGAACUAUACUGCCAUGCUCAUGUACUUCAGUGCAGUACCCAACAGCCAUGAGGGUUUCCUGCGUGCGCUGUCCGUGGCUGCCGGCACACACAUGCCCAGACUAGAGAAGCCGGUCAUCCCUGUGUCCACUACCCCAGCCAACACUGACAGACUCAAGAGUCUUGAAGAGGGCUUGGCCUUGGUUACCCCUGAGAUGGAGGAGAAAGAGGAGAAAGCAGUGGAACCACCCAUGACAAGCGAAGAGAUUCCUCCUGAGUCUUUGGAAGCCAAGGUCCCUGUUGAGGCGUUGUACAAGGUGCUUCACCAUGGAGAGAGUUGCCAUGGAGAAAGUCACCGCUUCAGCGUUUCAGCAGACCCAGAGGAUGCCACCUCCAUGGAGCGUUUGGGUGUGGUGUACCGAGAGCUGGGUGAUGAUGAGGUGGAACCAGUCCAGUACAAGAUCCUUAUUGAACACCCACUCAUCCAAGACAUUGUCACAGCUUGCAAGACAUUCAAACUGCUGGAUGUGAAAGCUGUCCUGUCCAACCCUGGCCAUGAUGUAGACUUCCACAGCAUUAAGACCAUGGACUAGCCAGCUCUGCCUAAUCCAUACAACUCACUGUGAUAUUGUUAUAUUUUUAGGAAGAUAACACUAAUUAUGUAUUGUUGUGUAAGAAUGAACAAAUUAUAUUGUGUUGUUAUUGUUGUAUGAUCCCUUACAAAUAUAGUUAAUGAAUAGAAACAUUGAAUAUUCCAGUAUCAUAUUGUUGUAUAUUUGUUUCUCUAACAUGUUAGUAUUGUAUGUCACUUUCACAACACCAUGUGUGACAUUAACAAGUCUGUGACUGAAUAAAGUUUUUAUAUGCUUAUA